This is a messenger RNA of Patiria miniata (bat star), 4303 nucleotides long. Its product is annotated as sorting nexin-14-like. Gene Ontology annotation, cellular component: late endosome. NCBI's taxonomy places the organism in Eukaryota, Metazoa, Echinodermata, Asteroidea, Valvatida, Asterinidae. Gene Ontology annotation, biological process: autophagosome maturation. The transcript has 30 exons. The record is from RefSeq and is a predicted model, not a curated record. The coding region runs from base 37 to 2796 and encodes 919 amino acids. Gene Ontology annotation, molecular function: phosphatidylinositol-3,5-bisphosphate binding.
CUGUUUUUUUCAAGUUGUCAACAAAAAUUCGCGAAGAUGGCUGCUUGGCAAGUGAUCUGCAAAGAAGUCGCCAAUUUGCGAGAGCAAAUGGCAAGAAAUGGACGGUUUUCAGCGGCGAUCGGUUGCCUGACAUUGCUCACCGUUGUCUUUUAUAACCAUCUGUCCAUCCUCGCCAUACCAUGGCUCUUCCUGGGCGGCAUGGCUUCGUUCUACAUCCUCUUCAGUCGCAUCUCAGUCCUUCCCAACCUUCUGAUCAUGUACGAGAGAAAGAAGCCACUCACAGCCAGAGAGCAACCAUUGGCCCACAUCUGCACUGUGUGUGGCGACUCAGAUUGCAUGAGGCAUAAGUCGGAUCUUACAUUGAACAAAGUACAACCGUGGAAUGACAUCUAUAUACCAGAACGAGUGGAUGUGGCCCUGUCAGAGCUUUUUGAGCUGAUUUUUAGAGAUUAUGUCUACAGCUGGUACACUCCCCUGAUCAGCAAGGAGGAAGAGUUUGUUAAUGAGCUUCGAGUUACCCUUCGUCACCUGGUCGCCGUGGUACUACGCCGUGUCAGAGAUGUGGACCUGCCGACGUUCAUACUUGACAAACUCGUCAAGGCGGCCUUGUGCCAUCUAGAUGUCUUGCUCAGAGCAAAGCAAAAAGCCAAAUGGGGAGAGGACUUCCAGGAGCUUGUGUUCAAGACCUACGGUAAUCAUCUACACUGUGCGGUCAGGAAUCGCAAAGCGGAGCUGGAGUACCUCAGGCAUCUAUGUGAAAUGCUGUUCCCAUUGUUGAUUCCCAGGAAUUCACAUGACAAUAAGGCUACCCAAACAUUUGUGCGAGAAGUGGCAAGCGGGUCUAUCUUCUUACUCGGGAUGGACGUUGUGGCCGACCCAGAUAUUGUGAACAAGCUUCUCAUGAUAUUCUUUGAUGAAGAACCAUUCCCACCGGCAACAGAUCCUCCAUCUGAGAAAGUGGUUCUGUUGGAAUCCUUCAGUAACAUCCAUCCCGUCAACAAGUCUAGCGCUCUGCAGUAUGAGAUGUCUGAGAUCUUGGGGACCCACUCUCUCCUCUUCCCAUUCCUUCAGUACAUGAAACGAGAUGGGGCUCUAAACAUCUUACAGUUCUGCCUGACAGUGGAGGAUUUUAACAGACGCAGCCUGGUGCCGGACAUGACUGACGAACAGAAGAAGUCUCUGCACGGGGAAGCCCAGGAUCUACACCUGCUGUAUUUUGCCCCCGGUGCCGUGGACAAGAUCAAGUUUGACGAGGACAUUGAGGCAGAGAUGCAAGAGAUUGUUAAUGGACCGUACGAAGGUGUAACAAGACUCCGGACCUCAUCAACUUUGUUCAGAGCCUACGAGCAUGCCUACAAGUUGAUGGAGAAUGUCUUCUGUCCACUUUUUCACCACAGCGAUGAGUAUUUCACCCUGAUGUGCGGCAAAAGACGGCAAGUCCUUCCCAAGCAGGCAACAAGGGUUGUCACCAAGCGUUCUAGUGAUCCCAUUGCGGCUAUGCACAGACUGGGCAGCAGGAUUAAAGGAGUAUUCCGCAGCUCAAAUGCCGACAGUGAUACUGCCAGUAUGUCUUCGUUGGACAUCGCUGAAUCGGAAUCCAGCCAACCCCCAUCUGACACAGAACUCCUCUCCGAUGAGGAGGAGGCUGGUAUGAAGUCGCCAAUCCACGACAUGAGCGCGUGGAGGGUCAGCAUCCCACGGAUAGAUGCCAGGCUGGACGGCACCAAGGAUUACUGUGUGUACGUCAUCGACGUGCAGCGGAUUGACGUCAAGGAAGGGGGAGGCGAGGAAACAUCCUGGGAAGUGGAAAGGCGCUACCACGAGUUUCAUGUCUUGGAGACUAAACUCAAAGAAUUCCAUGGUAUAUUCGAGGAUGCCCAGUUGCCCCAGCGAAGAAUACAGUUUGCCUCAAUCUCCCUCGAUUUCAUGGAGAAAAGAAAAGACAGCUGCGAAAAAUUCCUCCAGACACUCUUGACUAAACCCACCUUACGAAGCAGCCAGCUCCUCUACAGCUUCCUGACCAAGAGUGAAGAGUUUGUCAACAAGUUCUUGGGAGAUGUCAACCUGGGGAAGUUGGUCAGAACGAUGUCUUACAGAGUUAUCAAAGAGCGAGGGCAGCAUCUGGAUCCAUUCCUGCAGUCGUUCAUUGCCUCCGUCGAGGCACCAAAACCAAAGGCAGGAAAAAUGGCAGAAACAGUUGACCCAGCCAAGCACCUUGCUGAAAAGCUGGACAGUCCCAUAUUUGGUGAUAAUGCCGGUCUGCCCUUGGUACGAGAAACGCUCAAAGAACCCGGCCCGGAUCCCUCGGCAGACUACCUACAACUCAACGGGAUAUUUGACUACAUUCUCUACCUUGCCACUGCCGUAUUCAACGUUGCUCCAUGGAUGCACCAGGGGCUGAUAGUCUUCCAGAAACUCUUCAAGAACUCACUGGAGACAUUCCUUGACAGCUAUCUGGCCAAGAAAUUGGAGAUUGUGCAGUCAGAGGAACAAGUGGAAGACAUCAUUCAUAAUCUGAGAGAUGUUCUUUUCUUUGAUGAUGAGCCUCCAAGAACAGAUGCCCAGAAGCAGCAGCGCAAGGAGGAAACAUUCCAGCAGAUGCUCGACUUCUUCCCAAAGCAACUGCAUCAGGUGAUUGGGGAGGACAAGUUUUGCGCCGGUCUGCGAUUCGUCUUUGACGGCUUGCAGUAUCCCAAACUCAACAAACAGCUUGCCUAUACAUUGCUCGACAUAGUACUUUUGGAGGCUUUUCCUGAACUUGCCGUUAAUGUGAAGGACCCAUCAGCAGAGGCGUAAGCCGUAUGUCAUUGAAGUCUUCAACGGUUCUGUAACUUUGUUCUGUAAAUAUGUACCGAUAUGAUCAUGAUAUAAGUGAUAACUAGCAAUAUUUCAAUAACAGGGGAGAGCAGGUCCCAUGAGUUUGACAGCGUGAAAAAAAUAGCUCUAACUUUCGUAGAAGGAUAAUACGCCAAUACAAAUAAUGACAUUAGUAAUGUGAAUUAAUGUUUCGGGUGGCAUGGUUGGCUCGUGCAUAAAGGGCCUCUCACCACUGUGGCCCUGGUUCGAAUCCCAUCCGCGGACCAUUCUUGCCGUAUGUGGGUAUAGAGUUCUCACCUGUGCCACGAGGGUUUUUCUCUGGGCCCUCCGGUUUUCCUCCCUCUGGAAAAAUCAAACACUUCCCAUCUCAGGCUGUGCUCCGUGGUCAUAUAUGGGUUGAUGUGGCUGGCUGCCAAAGCCGCCUUUACAUGCGAGCGGCUCGACUAUAUGUACAUUGUGGUCGCGCUCUACGCAAUUCAGUUUCUCAAUUGCCAGUAAGGAUGAUUAGCGCCCCCCCCCCCCCAGUUAUUAUUAACUUGAAGUAAAUUGUGAAAACCAAAUACAGAGAUGCGUAAGAAAAACUAUUUAUAAGUCAAAUUCUGUCAAUUUCAGUGAAAUUUAUUAUGCAUUCCUGAUGUAAAGUGUACAAAAUUAGGGCACAUCAUUUAUGUCAAUCUGUUGUAUAUUUCAUACAAAUUGAACAAACAAAUUGUGGCUGAAUUUUUUGUUUACGAUUUGAAUUUUUUUUUUUUAAUUUAUAAGAAUACAGAAUUGUUAAAAAAUAAUAAUAUGACGAAUAUAACAUUAAAUUAUGCUAUUUACUGAUCAACGAAAUCUAAUACCAGAAAAAGAAUUAUAUUCUGUUGAAUUAGUAAAAUUUUGUAAUGAGAGAUGUUUUUUAUUUCAGAGUUGUCAAGUUACCUGAAAAAGAAUUGUAUUCUUUCAGGGAUUGGAUAUUACUUGAGUACUCGCGAGUAGUAUAUGCUACUCAUUCUACUCAUGGUUUUUCAUCUUCUUGAGUACUCGUCCUGGCACAAGUAGAAGCCGGUUCUCACAAGUACCAAUUUAGGGUUUAGGGUUCACGGCUUAAUACGUCCCCUGCAAACAGGGAAUCACUCCCUCCGCCUCUCUCUCCUUUGUCCAAAAAAACAAAAAAACUCAAAAAAUUCAAGCAAAUGACUCAAAACGUUACACAGUAAGGAUAUCUCAGCGCUGAAGAAUGUGAUGUGACUUGCACGCUAUUUGCUUGUAAGUUACUUCCCAUCAUACUAACAUGUAUGUCAUUUUUCUGCUUUUAUGGGAAUUCAGUUGACUACUUGCAAGUAUUUGACUAAUUGCGAGUAAUUUCUUUGCGAGAACUUGAGUAGAAAAGAACUUAUGUAAUUUGUUCACCAGUAGAUUAGAAAACAAUUGUACAUUUUAGGUGAAAGAACAUUUUGAUACUGUGCAAUAAAACAACCACCUAUAACGAUUUAACGUCAAAACA